UUAUUUAGGAGAUGAAGAUGUCACAUUUUACAAUCAACUAUAUAAUUAGAAAUAAAGUCAAUUAGUGGCUGCACCAAAAAUAUGGACCUGUAUCAAGUUUCAGCUCACAACCUCAAAGAGAAAACACAAGGAGUAACACAAGCUAGCAGGAUACCAGCUAGCUUGGUUUACAUGCUAGUUAGCUAGCUAGUAACCUUGCCCGAUUUUUGUGUAACAUUAGCUACAUGAAUUCCUGUGGAACUGUACACAGUAUACUUUAUCUUGUUAACAUAACAUUAGGAAACUUUUUGUCUUUACAUUACUUGCUUUACUAGUUAAAGCUUCCUAACCUGAAUGUGAUGUAAAAUCUAAGUGGUUCAUUGCUAACAUUUAAGCAUUAACUACUUAAAAAUAAUCAACUCUGAUGCUAGCCAAAAAUAGAAAGUCUAUAACUCAGAGUGGUGCCCACAGGGAUAAAAAAAUCAACUGAAUAGCCUAAUAAAUAAUCACGAAACUACAUUUACAUAUCAUACAUUAACUUAUACACACAUUGUUCUGUACAAAUGUUUGAGCUGGUGCAGAACUGAUGAAUAUCACGGAUAAGUUAGGAAAAUAGUGUAGCUAUAACCAAAAACACAAAAGCUCACACUUGCAUGCAUACACACAAACACACUAAUUAAUUAACUUGUACUUUUGUUCCUACAAGAUGAGAUGGAGGGAUUGGAUCUGGAGGGUAAGACAGUAAUGGCGACCACAGACCUGUACUGUAGUUACCCUGGGAUGAGUUCAAUUCAAUCACAUCUACCAAAAAAAUCUAGAGAGAUCAUUGAUCCUUUUAACUAAUUCAUAUUCUGUAAUUGGAAAAACACUUGACUGUUUCCAUUUAAAACCUGUAUUGAUUGAAUUGAAAUAGACCCCAUACUUGUUCAGUUUCUGGCACAGAUACCCAUCAGCUGGGUAUCUGAAUACAUUAGGCCUAGUGUUAGUAAUUCCCCUUACAAACAUCUCCUAAUACCUUGUGGACCAAUCUAUAUUCUCCCUGUAUCCAGAAAAAUAUUGAGAAACUGGGUAAAAAUCACCUAAGCCCAGUGCAGCUAUAGGUGGGAAACAUAUUAAAUGUUCUAUCAAAGUGAAACGAAAUAGCUAAUAGUAUCUUAGGUUUAUAGACAGUCAUACUGCCCAACCCUCCUUUUAAAGCAUAGUCCAUUAUAGAAUACAGUAUCAGCAGAAUUGUUGGUGCAUGUAGCAGAGAUUACCUAUGUAAUUGCCCAUUAUUCCUUCCUUUUUUUUUUCUUAAUCUCUUGUAUAUUUCUGUCUUUGUUACCCCAAUUAAUUUCCUUGGUCUGUGAUAUUUCUCUUUACUUUCACCCCUUGACUCUUUCUCAUUGGGAUAUUAAAUACAUUUCCUUUGUCUCGUUCUUUCUCUACCUCCUUCUUUCUAUGUUUCAUCCUCCUGCAGAGCCAAGUCGGCCUCAAGGAGGUGCAGAAGGUCGGGCUCACGGCGAGGAGAGCGAGCCCUCGGAUGAUGAGAUGCUGUCUCUCUCCAGCCAGCGAAGCAAUGCCAGCACGGCCCCCCAAAGACCCGAUCCCCCUGCUCCAAUGCCUGCCGCCCCUGCACCUGCAGAGGAAGUGGAUCUUCUUGGCCUCGAUGGGGCGGGGAUCAACCGUCCUUCAUCUCAGCCCCCGUCCGCUGCAGCCGCAACAACUGACCUUCUCGGGGACUUGUUCGGGGGCCCACCCCAGCCAACCAAUGGGGGGUCAUCUGCCCAGUCCACACCACAUAAAGUAGUCCCAAACACUGCCUCGCCAUGUCCCUCACCGGCACCAACAGCAUUUGAUCCCUUCGGGGCAGGUCCCAUGCCUAAGCCUCAGGACAUGAUGGGUUCAUUCCUUGCAACAGGUAACGUGGGGCAGCCAGACCCCUUCGUGCAUGCUGCUCGCUCUCCAUCACCCACCCUGCAGCCUAAAAGCUCGGGCCGAAACUCCCCCGUCCCACCAAGCACCCCAACCGUCAACAUUCAGCAGCAAAAUGCAAAGGGAGGGUGGGACUGGAACAGACCCGCUACUACAAGCACAGGAGCAGGCUUUAGUAUGGGAAGUCGGUCAGCCACUACGAGCCCCACAGGCUCAGUCAACAGCACCCCCACCCACCAAUCCAAGCCAAACUUGGACCCAUUCGCUGACUUAGGCAACCUCGGUGGAGGCUCUGGCUUCUCCAGCAAACCGACCACUCCUACUGGGCCUACCCCUUCCAUCCCUCCCAUCCCUCCCAUCCCUCCCAUCCCUCCCAUGGGCUCCCCUUCCCGACCACCCCCGUCUCCCCAGCAUACAGAGGGGUGGCAGUCCAACCCAGGAGCAGGCUUCCCCUCGUGGCAGCCAGGUGCUGGAGUUGGCGGGGGAUGGCAACCCCAAGGACCGGGCCCCGCCCCGCAGCCAAAGCCCAGCCCCAGCCACACCCCCAUGCCGCACGCAUCGCCCGGGGGCCGACCCAACUACAAUGUCAGCUUCUCAGCAAUGGGAGGGGGCUCGCCCAGCGCAGCGGUUAAAGCACAGGCUAGCAUUGGUACUAAGCCGAAAGUCGUGAAUGCCAACUUUGAUGACCUGCUCUCUGGUCAGGGCUUCGCUGGGACCAAAGAGAAGAAAGGGCCCAGGACUAUAGCAGAGAUGAGGAAGGAGGAGAUGGCCAAAGAGAUGGACCCUGAGAAAAUAAAGAUUCUGGACUGGAUCGAGGGGAAGGAGCGUAACAUCCGCGCUCUACUGUCCACCAUGCACACGGUGCUGUGGGAAGGGGAGACGCGCUGGAAGCCUGUAGGCAUGGCUGACCUGGUCACGCCAGAACAGGUCAAGAAGGUCUACCGCAAAGCAGUCCUGGUCGUGCACCCAGAUAAGGCCACAGGACAGCCCUAUGAACAAUAUGCCAAGAUGAUUUUCAUGGAACUAAAUGACGCCUGGUCAGAAUUUGACAGCCAAGGACAAAAACCCCUCUACUGAAUAAAUAGUGAGAGGAAGUGAGUGAGAAGCGGAUGUCCCUCCUGAUUCUGUCGUCUAACCCUCCUAAAAGUGUGUCACCACCUUUGGUCGACAGACUACAGCUCCUCCUCCAACAUCGCCUUUAUACCUGUGCUUUGACCCAUAUCUCUCUUCUCAACAAACACAGAACAUCCAGUCGAUCUACAAAGACAGUAAAAGACAACAAAACUCCAGUGACUAACAGUGUGACUGCUCUAAUGAACCUACCUACUGAAUGUUUGUGGUGCAACAUUACCCUCCCUUGUUGAGUGUCUUUAGCCCUGAAACCAACCCAGCAUUCAAAGCGGAGUCACCGGGACGUCUAGAAAAACAAAAUAAAUGCUUGAUUCAGAGGAGAUGUAUCAAAAGUGACAAGAGACGGUGGACAACCAAGAUUAGAGAAAAAUACAUCAGGGAGUAAAUUGAGCAAGCAUGUCACAGACUGCUUUUAAAAAGGGGAUUCAGGUAGUCUGUAAGGCAUAAGUAAGCAUUUAAUAUCAAUUUAAGCCUCUUACACACAAAACAUUGGUUUCCAUCCAAAAUAGGGGUGGUUGGAGGUACAAAUUAACAAUCUUUCUCAUUUAAAAAGUGCAGAAAAUAAUUACAAAUUGCUGACACUGCUUCUGAUUACAGGUCGGCUUCUUAAUUAUCUUAAAAAUGUUAACUGCUGACCGUGAAUGAAAAUGAAAAUGAAGGGGCUCUUCAAUGAAAACACAGAUCAGAAGGCUGCUCCCAACCUUACAGUAUAUACAUAUAACAGAUUAACACUAUGGUGUUUUGACUUUAGGUGAAUGAUUCUUGAUGUGUGUUCCCAUGUUUGUAGGGAACCGAGGGUUAUAUACUGUAUUCUGGGAUUAGCACAUGUACAGAUCCAUACCUGAAGCACCUUGAGGCUUCAGACUCAUACAGUCACAUGUUUUUUUGCAGGCGAGCUGCGUGAAAGCACAAACUUUGCUCGGUGCACCUUUGAAGGAAAGCCAUUGUUAUUUAUUUAUUUGUUCAUUUUUGUUUGUCUUCAUCUAUUGUUUCAUGUGUCAGGCCUGCUAAAUUAUUUUUGUUAAAUGUAACUGCAUGUUGUCAGAUAAUGUAUGUAAAGGACUUGUUUGGGUUAUUUGCGGGGAAGUGUUUUACUCAUUUACUGACAAAACACAGGAAUGUCUUCUGAGACUAUAUCAGACUAUGAUAGCCUUUAUAGUCUGCAAUAACAUUUUCCAAACAACAGAUGUGGAAAUAUCUAUUACAAAUGACAUUUCUAUUCAAAGUCCCUAAAUAGCGAGUCGCAGGAUUGAAAAUGUUCUCAUACUGUAAAAUCAUAUGAGGGAAUUAAUGAGCUUUAGUGAAACUAAUUUCUCUGAAAUCGCUCGUAUUACAUAUCUGCUGUUAUUUCAAGACUUAUAUCAAAACACUGAUUUGCAGUGAUUGCAAAAUGUUUUUUUUAAAUUACUUAUGUAUCUUUGUUUACAUUUGUGAGACAUUUACAUCACAGCAUUGACACUUUUAUUUGUAAUUAUCAUGCAGCUUUUUGUGUGCGCUUGAGUUCUACUGACACACUUUCAUAUCAAAGGUAACAGAAAAUGUUGCGUUUUUUAAUAGUUGAAUUGAUUGAUUGAAUCUAAAACAGAUUAAAUUCUCCCCAUGUAGUUUCAAUAAUAUACUGAUGGUAUUGCUCCUCUGCACGAUAAAAACUGUAAUACUGGUGUUGUCAUUUUGUGUAGAAAGUAUUAUAAGGUUCUGAAAUUAAGUCCAUCGGCAAAUGGCAAACAUAUGCAAAAUAGAGAAUACUUAUGUAGUCAUUGUAAGUUGAAACUGAAUCAAUUCUCAAUUUCUCUGACAUUUUAUUUACAACAUCCUUACCUUACAGCUUCGAGUGAUUGACAGAGCUCUACUGUAACCCCCUGUUUAAACUCAAUUUUCACUAAAGCUAAUAAGGCAGAAUAUCUACCGAGACAUGUUCAUAAACCGCUCUUUAUAUCAUUACUGUUUUCAUACUCUCUGUUUUGGAAAUCCUUCUUAACCGUCAUGUGGUUUAUCUCCCUUGGUUUGACUUCAUUCAUACCCAGGACUCCAAGUUUGUUCAUGUGUGUUUCGGACUUUGACUCAAUACUGAACACUGGAAAUAAAGUAUGACUUCUAAAGUGGUGUUUCUUCAACUGGGUUUGGGACCCAGAAUGGAUUACAUGGCAGAGCUUUUUGGCUGAAAUACAUCGCUGAACAAGACUGAGUCUCAAGGUGAAAAUGUUGGACCCUGAACUCAAGGCUACGGCUUGACCAGACGCAGGAAGUGUGUAGUGUGUGCUUCUGUGCUCUAUUUACACUGAGGAACUACAUGUGAAAUAACCCUCAUACGCUCCCUCGCUGACUGAACUGUUUACCUGCAAUCUAUCGGCUAUGUUAAAUAGCUAAGCUCUACAUUGUAGUCAGUGGAUGUGUGUUGUUUGAAAUUGUGGUGCGUAUGGAAGUGAUCCGAUUUGGACACAGACUAUUGUACGUUAUGUGUUUGCCUGUCUGCUGUAAGUAUUACUAAACUGUGUAGUUCAUGUGUUCCUUUUCAGUUCUGUUUACCAAUACAUGGGAUGUACAUAAUGAUCAAGUGCAGUGCACAAAAAUAAAUAGUCAACAGAGAA
Molecule: messenger RNA, 5612 nt
Organism: Notothenia coriiceps (black rockcod)
Lineage: Eukaryota; Metazoa; Chordata; Actinopteri; Perciformes; Nototheniidae
Product: putative tyrosine-protein phosphatase auxilin
Exons: 8
Coding region: 1420-2970 (516 amino acids)
Biological process (GO): clathrin-dependent endocytosis; synaptic vesicle uncoating
Cellular component (GO): intracellular membrane-bounded organelle; cytoplasm; postsynaptic density
Molecular function (GO): clathrin binding
Source: RefSeq, a predicted model, not a curated record